UAUAAAAAAAAAAAGUUUAUAUCAAUAGUACUGUUAUUACAGGCAUAUAUUAAUACAGAUUGAAGUGAAAAUAAAUUUUUUUAAUAUAUAAUAAUUAUAUGUAAAAUUAUGGCCAUAAUUAUAUUAUUGACGUCUUCAAAGUAAAUAUUUGAAAGGGGAGUUUUAAUUUAAAAAUUCAAUGAAUAUCUACGAAAGUAUUUUGGUCUGGACCACACUGGCCAUUGUGGUUUUACUCCUUUUGGGUACUUUAAAGUGGAUUAUUGGAUUUUGCAUACCCGGCGUUAGCCAGUGGGGCUUAAAUAUUCUGCUCGACGGUACUAAAAUAGAAGAAUCUGAUAUAUCAUCUAUCGAUUCUGAUCGAGAUGAAAAAAGACCGCAAACUAUCAGAAUUUGUAGUAGAAAACUUGAAUUUAUUCUUAAUUUGACAUUUUUUUUAACAUUUCCUCUCGCUGUAUGCUGCAAUUUAUUUAAUCAAUCAAUUAACAAAGUGCAAGAUGAAUCUCACAUACGUUUGAUUGGUGGAAAUUCAAAUUCAGCAAAGACAAUACCUAUAAGUACUUAUGGAGAUAAAAAUGAUUCAAAACCUGAAAAUGAAGAUACGAAUACGCAGUGAAUAAAUUAAUUGAAUCUCGAAAAGUCAAAAAAAUCUAAAGUUUAAUAAUUUUACAAUAUUUUUAAUUCAACUAUCUUUAAGAUUUUACUGAUAAAUGAUCAGAAAGAAAUUUUUAAAAUAAAAAAAAAUUAUCAACUGAUUCUGCUAUGGAGGUUUUCUCAUGUGAAUAAUUAUUUUAGUGGCAGUUAGUAAAUUAGGUCUUCAAUUUUUUAUUCACUGCAAGCUACGUUACCUAG
Messenger RNA from Microplitis mediator, 849 nucleotides. RefSeq lists its product as uncharacterized. The transcript has 4 exons. The coding region runs from base 179 to 613 and encodes 144 amino acids. Lineage: Eukaryota; Metazoa; Arthropoda; Insecta; Hymenoptera; Braconidae. The record is from RefSeq and is a predicted model, not a curated record.